Drosophila gunungcola (fruit fly) is the source of this 2100-nucleotide messenger RNA. RefSeq names its product NADP-dependent malic enzyme. Gene Ontology annotation, biological process: malate metabolic process; pyruvate metabolic process. The record is from RefSeq and is a predicted model, not a curated record. The coding region runs from base 158 to 1879 and encodes 573 amino acids. Lineage: Eukaryota; Metazoa; Arthropoda; Insecta; Diptera; Drosophilidae. The transcript has 4 exons. Gene Ontology annotation, cellular component: mitochondrion. Gene Ontology annotation, molecular function: NAD binding; malate dehydrogenase (decarboxylating) (NAD+) activity; malate dehydrogenase (decarboxylating) (NADP+) activity.
AAAUUUAUAGAUGAUAAAGAGCUAUUCAAAAAUUCUCAGUAUCUUGAACGAUCUUAAAAACUAAAGCCAUGACUUUCGCCGGCUGCAUCCACUGUUGCGUUUAUAUUCCCGCCCACUUUUGAGUUUUUGCAGAAAUAUCAACGUCUAUGAUGAUGAAAUGGCACAAAUAGCGCGACCCGACUGGCAUCUUAUCAUGGAUGGAAGAUACAAUAAGGGCCUUGCAUUUACCAUUGAGGAGCGACAGCGUCUGGGAAUCAUGGGAUUGAUGCCCUGCUCCGUGCGCUCCAUUGAAGAUCAACUGGAUGCGGCUCGGGCGAAUUUCGAUGCCAGGCCGUCGAAUAUUAGCCGGUUCACCUACCUGAGUGCCGUCCACCAUCGCCACAGACGACUGUACUAUCGCUUUGUGCGCGAUAACAUCGAGCAGGUGCUGCCGAUCGUUUACACGCCGACGGUGGGCGACGUGGUGGCCACCUACGGACUUAACUUCCAGCAUGCCACCAGCCUGUUCAUCAGCAUCCACGACAAGGGACACAUCCGGGACGUGAUGCACAACUGGAUCGACGAGGGUGUGAGGGCCAUCUGCGUGACGGAUGGCGGCAGAGUCCUGGGCCUCGGCGACAUGGGCGCCAAUGCCAUGGGCAUUAGUCUGGGCAAAAUGGUGCUGUACACGGCGCUGGGCGGGAUUCCGCCCACCUCACUGAUGCCCGUCUGCCUGGACGUGGGCACGGACAACCAGUCCCUGCUCGACGAUCCUCUCUAUGUGGGCGCACGGAUACCCAGAGUUAGGGGUCCCGAGUAUGAGGAAUUGGUCGAGGAGUUCAUGGAGUCGGCGGUUAAGUGCUUUGGUAACUACACCUUCAUUCACUUCGAAGACUUUGCCACACCGAAUGCCUUAAAGUUCUUGGAUAAGUAUCAGUACAAAUACUGUUGCUUCAACGAUGACAUCCAGGGAACCGGAGCCACUGGACUGGCUGCCUUCAUCAAUGUGGAACGCAUCACGGGACUUAAACUGGAGGAUACGAUAUUCGUUUUCGUGGGCGCCGGGAGCGCCGCCUUGGGCAUAGCCAAUAUGUUGAUAAUCGAACUGGAGGAAAGGGGCAUUCCGUCAGAGGAGGCGGCCAAGAAUGUCUAUCUGUUCGAUGCCAAUGGCUUAAUGACCUGCGAGAGCAAGGAUGUCCCUGAGCAGGCCAAGCGAUAUCUAAAGCCAGUGGAGCCCAUCAAGCAACUCCAAGAUGUGGUGGAGAAACUGAAGCCAUCGGUUCUGGUCGGAGCCACUGGAGUGGGUGGAAUUUUCAACGAGCAAGUACUGAAAACCAUGGCCAAAAAUCACGAGCGGCCUGCGGUUUUUGCCCUCUCGAAUCCCACAUCCAGUUCGGAAUGCACCGCCGAACAGGCCUACACACAUACCGAGGGUCGCGUUCUUUUCGGUUCCGGAUCACCUUUUCCACCCGUGGUGAUCAAUGGCAAAAGGUUUACGCCCGCCCAGGCCAACAACUGUCUUACAUUCCCGGGCAUCGCACUGGCCGCCAUUACCACUAGGGCCAAAUAUCUUCCCAAUUCAGUGUUCUCCGUGGCGUCGCACGAGCUGGCCAGGAACACCACCCAAAAGCAACUGGAUGCAGGCACCCUAUUUCCGGCCAUCAAGGAUGCCCACGAGGUGGCCUUCAAUGUGGGAGUGGCCAUGGCUCAAUAUUUGUUUGACAAUGAUCUUGCAAACAUUUAUCCCAAGCCCAAGAAUGUAUGUGAGUUCGUAAGGAAAUCUUUGUACGAACUUGAGUACCGAAACUCGAUGCCAACCACUUGGUGUUAUCCGGAGCAGCCGCCGAAGCCCAAGGCAAAACCUAAACCCCAGCCAAAGGCGGAAGAUGACGAGAAGUAAACUUUGAGGAAGACUGCUGACCUGCUUUUCUAGCUGAGAAAAAAAAGCGAAAGAGCCUUGUAUAAUUAGUUGCAACUACAGGCAUUCACAGGACCAAAUACACACAAGCUAGCACGAUAAAUGCCCGACAUUUUAACGUAAUUAUUGUCCUGUCAACGGGAAGCCAGUUGACAUGCUUGUGCGCCUGUCUGUGUGUGUGUGUGGUUGUGUAUCCUGCUGAU